ACAUACCAGUACGUAGUCUGUCUGAUGGGAGUAUAAAUUGGACAGUAAGCUUUUGUCUUAAUAAAAUGAAAUUUGUUUCUCAUGAUAUGAAUCUUACAGGUAAGAUGUAGGGUUUAUUGAAAAUGUGUGGGUUAAAUACUUUCAGGUACACCAAUUCUUUCUACUAAAUUGAGCUUCAUUUGAAGUUCUUUGGAAUCUGUGGUGAAAAAUAAUUUUCUAAUUUCCAAAUACAUUAAGAGCAUUACAGUGAAUAUUAAUCACCUUUAAAGUCUUUUAGAAAAGGGCUUGUAUUGGUUUUUGGCUGCAUAGAGGGGCUGAAUAAGUGUGUUUGUGUGUGUGUGUGUGUGUGUGUGUGUGUCUUGUUCUUACAGAAGAUGUAAUUCACAAAUAGUUUAGCUCCCUAGCACUAAGUUGUAGAAUAGAAAAUAGAACAUUAUUUAAGUUAAUUGAAGGGUGAGAUUUUCAUACCCCCACUAAUGCUGUGUAUCUGUCUUUCGUUUGUUAACAUUAUUUGCUUAAUUUCUUUCAACUGACACUUUGAAUAAUACUAUCAAAAACUAAGGCUAGACAUUCCCCGUGUAUCUUUAAGCAUGCUUCUCCUGAAAUUUAACUACAUUAGUAGUUGACAUUUGUAUACAUAUAUCCUAAUACAAGAGUAGGAUAAGGUGGAAAUGUACUGGCCUGAGGGAUGGUGAAGCAUUCUUUUAGUAUUUUUUAUCCUGUUGGGCUCCUAGAUUGUACUGGGGUUGCCCAUAAAUCAAACCCCAUACUCUCAGAAUUCAUCAUAUUGUAAUAUCACGAAUGGUAUGCUUGGGUGUUUUCCAUUGAGAGUGGAUGGACCUCUUUAUAAAGUUGGUUGCUGCAAAAUCCAGUUCUUCCAAAAGCCACUUUAUUUAGGGUUUAUUCACAAAUCUUAACCAUUUUGAUAUAGUGUUUGUUUUCUAAUGUUUAUUAACCACCUUAUACCAAAUGUCUUGCAAAGAAAUGUUAUUAAAACCUUGAAUUUUUACAAAUGUGAAAAACAAGUGUAUUAAUGUAUUUGUUCAGGAAAAGCUACAUACCGAAGGGCUUUUGUAUAUGAAUUCUGUGGUAGGGAGACCCAUUUGUAAUCUAUAUGGCAGUUCCAUCUAGGUUUUAAGUUUAGAUUUCACCGUGUCUUAGUGCUUCAUUCUAUUGGUUUACUGGAACAUGUAAUAAAUAGGAGUAGUGAUGUAUUAAAACACAAGUAUUCAUUAAUGUUUUAUAUUAUCUUCACUAAAAUUCUAUAAUUAUGAAACUGUAUUUCAUCAAUCAAGGUGUUAUAUUUCAAUCAGAAGUGAACAUUUAUGAAGAUUAUUUGGAAGUGUGUACAGAAAUAAACUAGACUUACAAGUAGGCUAGAUCAGAAAGUUAACAUAUGAACCUGCAGAGAUCUUGUAAGACUUAAAUUCAGUGUGAGGAACAACUCUAGUUCUCUCCUAUGAGGAUUUCCUAAAAGCCAUCUGAUUUGGCAUUCUUACUGGAGCUGUAGACAGAAAUCUACAAAGACAAAAGUGAACAAAAUUAAGUUACUAUUCCACUGUUAGGAAUGGAAAUAAACUUGUGAAGUCUGUUUAUUUUGAAGUGUUGGUGAACUAGGCGCUUGCUAAUUGAUAACUGCAGCAUAGUUUGUGUUUACUCCAGUUCAUCAACUUGGGUCAUUUGAAAGAUAUAAGAGCUUAAGGCAAGGAAGAAAUAACAUGAAAUUCUAUUUCAAGGACAACAGAACAUUCUUGGAAAAGCAGCUCCAGUUGGCUUUUCAACUGUGUCAAACUUGAAUUUGUAAGUCCCCACAGAGCAUGGACAGUCGGUGCAGAGUUCCAAGGAAACAAUUAUUGCCAAUGAUCACUUCCAUUUUGUAUACACUGUUUGGUUCAUAUAGGCCAUAUUCCAACUGGCUUUUUAGUAAUAGAAGUCCAGUAUAUAAUGUAUCAAAUACAAUUGAGGUUCUAACCUAGUGUGUUAAUUUAUCUGAAUUUGGAUUUUUUAAAAGUAAUAAAAGGUUAAAUGUACUUCCCUUGGAUUCCUUAUUUCUUUCCUUUUUGAAACAUGAACGAAGCAUAAGGGAUAACCCAUUAUUGACAGACAAAUGAAGAACUUAAUUAUAGUUGUCCACAAUUAAAUAAAGCAGAGGUCUGCAGACUUUCUGUGAAGGUCUAGAUAGUAAAUACUUCAGACUUUGAGGGCCAUCCAGUCUCUGUUGAAACUAUCAUUGUAGCACCAAAGCAGCCAUGGUAGGCUAUAUAAACUAAUGAGCAUGGCUGUGUUCCAGUAUAACUUCACAAAAACAGCCUGCAGGCCAUAGUCCGCUAACCCCUAGAAUGAUGUAUUUAAAAAGGUUUGAAUUUAUAUUUUGAAAAAGGACUUUAAUGUACCAUAAAGUUGAGAGAAUGGUCCAAUGAGUAAGAUUGUCUUUCUUAGGAAUGAUUUUUCUUUUAUUGCCAUUCUUUUGACUUUUUUGGAUACCUAUUUUGUAUACUCAGACUUUACCAUCUAUUUGCCUGCCAUCCUCUGAUUGAUGAUACUUUGCAUUUGUUUAGCAUUUACUACUUUUUCAAAGCAGUUUCACAUGUUCCCUCACAACCGUCCUGUGAAGCUGGUAGAGUAAAUAGCCGUGUUUUGUGGAUAAACCAGAGCAGCUAAAGGUGCUCCUAUGUUUAGCCCAGAAGUAAUCAAGAUUCAGGGCCCUGUUGUCUUGACUACUGUAACUGUAAAAUGGGAGUGUCACCCUCUGUAGCCUGGAAGGCAGAUAAUAUAUGCAGAAGUUACGUUGAAAAUUAGUGUUCUAUACAAAUGGAAGAGAUUAUUUUUAUUGUGCCACAUUGAAAUCAGUGGUUAAUUUCUCCAUGUGUAUUUGUACGUUUUGUUUUUCCAUUUCUGACUAGUUUUUAAAAAUCCUGACCAGCCUCCUUGGUUCUUCUAGUUUUAUUAGCCGCCUCAGUCAGCACCUGUACUUGGCAAUUCUCAUUAGCCAAAUGGUACAAAUUUGGAUUACUUUUGAUUUCUUUAAUGAACACUUUUUGUCUGGUUGGAAAACUAAGGACAGAAGGGACUCUUAUGCAACCAGCUUCUUGAUUUCAAGUGAACUAUUUUUGUGAAACUGUUACUGUGCAAUGUAACAGAAAGGGUGGGGGGGGGGAUAAGCCUAAUUGGGACAUGUGGAAUCAGUGUAGUUUACAAAUGUAUUUUAAAUUACUUGAUUAUUUAAAAUGAUUUUCAAAGUUUGCAUGAUUACUUUCACAGCCAUUUCGAAGGGAAAAAAUGCAGGAGAUGGUUGCAGGGGAAAAUUGAUAUAAGUGGGGCUGGCCAAUGUUAUGGUUAUUCUUAUUGUCUCAGUCUAAGCCACUAGGAUUACAGGACUUCAUCUUGAAGAUCAGUGAAGAAAAGGGAGAGUCUAGAGAGUGAGACGUGGAAGGUGAUUCUAAGUUGGAGUUGGUCAGAGAGGUCUGCUGCAAUUAUAGACCAGAAAGGUAGGGCAGUCCUGGGUAGGUAAGUGUCACAGAUAGGGUAGCUGCGAUGCUGGCAUGAGGAUGUGGGAUAUGUGGUUAUCAAGGUGUCCCAGGCAGACAUGGAGGGUGUGAAGCAGCAAGGCCAUGUUAGGAUGACUGCAGGGUGUUUAAUGCCAGAAAACUGGAAUGUGGGAGUUGUAAGGAGCCAAGACUGGAAAGGUAAAAGGAAGGCUUGGUAGUAGAUGGAGGACCUCGUAUGCCACCCUGAGGAGCUUGGAUAAAGGUUUUGGAGAGCCAGGAAGGGUUUUAAGCAGCUGCUAAAUUACAUUCUCCAAAAAACUCAGUAUCUUCUCAGUGGUCAGCAAUGUAAAUGAAGAAAUGAGCUGGCAUGAUGAGACUGCCCUCUAUUUUGGAGGUUCUGCUGCCUGCACUGGAACAAAUUACCAUGUAUAGUGGCCUGGAAAGGCAAAAUGAGAAAGUGGCCCAGGUGGAUAAAACUCAGUGGAUUUGAAGGGGCAAGGAACCCAGUUACUUUGGGCAUAGGGGUAUAGAUGGAAUGAGUUGGGUGGGAGAUGGACAUCUGAGAGGAGAAAAACACUUGUUCAGGUUCACAGAGGACCCAAAGAUACGGCAGAGGAAACCCUGAAGUAAUUAUGAACGUAAUAAUGGAGCUAAGUUGAGCAGUUUUAUGUCAUAAAGCCUGUUAUUCUAAAUCUACCUCCAGUUUUUUCUUGGUUUUAAAUAAAAAAAUACAUUUAAAAAAAAUCAUCUAACCCAGAUUAGAGUUUAGCUUUUAUAGUUCUAUCUUAUGGUGUCCCUUUUCAAUCAUUCCUUUCUAAUCUUUCUAGUGAACCAAAUAUUUUGUUGCCAUUUAUUGGUUGAUAGCCAAAGUAGCAACUAAACUGGCCUUCUACUUUAAUAACAUAAAACUGCAGCUUGCUCAUUCUUCGACACCACUUUCUUCAAAAUAUUUGGACAAAGGGUGUUGGUGAGAAGACCUGGCCACUACUCACCAGGUGGGAAUUGGAGGUCAUAAAAGCUCACAACCUCAUUGCUUGCACAAGAGGUGGCCUCUCUUGUCUAUUUUCCAGAGGAAUUCCCUUCUAAUGAGGAAGCCAGUUGGUGGUUUGCCUAGUGCCAUCUGGAGACCUGGAAGUGUCACAGAAGUUUGUUAGGCCUUUUAGAUGUUGACUCUUUGGACUUGUCUACCCAAAGGUGGUGACCUUCAUAGGGGUGAAUGCAGAGAGCUAUGGCGUUGGGUUUGACUCCUUCUGGUAUUCAGGCAGAAAUGCAUGCCAUUCGACCCCCUCCCACUCCUUUGCCUAUGCAGUGGCCACUUGGCCUUCUCUGCCAUUUGGUGGCAUUUAUCCCCUUCAAAUUCCUUCCUCCCACCUGCCAGUUUCUAACCAGAUCUUACCCUGUCUGGCUCCAUUCUGUAUGUUAUGUGCCCAUUUGAUGAAAACAGCAUGAGGCAGGGUCAACAUUGCAUUUCUAAGAACGAGGACAAAAUAUGAGUAGCAUCCUUCCAGUAGUUAACUUUUAACCCUUUACUUGUGUGAAGGACUUGUUAUCCUAGUUGAUAGAUGAGAAGACAGAUGACCAUAAGUGCAAGAAAUUCAGAGUUUGAUGUGAAGCCCAGCUCUGGGCUCCCUGUUGACUAUUUUGUCAUUGAUGUAUGUGAAACCAUGUGGAAAUCCAAAAGGAAAGUUGUCCAUUUUUCUGCUUGCAGUUUAAAUUGGAAAAAGAUUCUACUGGGCAUGAUGCAAAACAUGUCUACACGUACACAUUUGUGUGUUAUACUUGACAAUGCCAUUUUACUUGUGUAAAAAGAUCUUUGAAAAGCCUCACAGUAAUACUUUUUAUAUCUCUAAAUCAAAAUGGCUCAGUUCUGACAGUUUUUACAUUUAAGGUACAAAAUAGAAGUGGGUUUCAAAUAUCUCUUGAUUAGUCUCCUAUAUUAUUUGGGCAUAUGUUUUUAAUUGGCAAGAAAAAAAAAAGACUUCAGAAAUUGGUCAUUUUUAUUCCAUCAAGUGAACAGUGAGUGGUUUAUUUAAUAAAAACAUGUCUGUAAUUUAACACAAAUAGCACAUACAGCUGUUCAUUUGUGUCUUUUUGACUGUAUGAAGCAUCUUAGACUGUUUUACUGAAAGAUAAGGUCACCGAGAGGGGAAAUCUGUGGACUUAAAUCUUUCUUCCUACCUAUCGCCAGCCUCUAGGUUAGGUUAGGUGGGUGCCGCCAGCAAGCGCCCUUCAUGGCUGGACUGGGGGAUAUGGAGAGAGCUGAGAGAAUCGAAAACCUCGAUUUUUUUUUUCUUUGGUGAAAGGGACCUCAGAGACAUUCACUCAUCCCUGCAGAGAAGCAGCUGCCCGAAUGCACAUAGCCUGUUGGUAGUGACAUGAAUUGUGUACACAGGGCUCCUGGUCCAGCGCUCGGAGUUCUAACCACUGUUGCUGCCUCUGGCCACGUGUGCAUCGGGGAGUUGUAAAGUGAGUUAUGGAAAUAAAACAAGGCGGGAAGCCGAGCUUCGAUCUUCAGAAACAGCAUUCUUGGGAGCCAGAGGCCGAGGUGGCGCCCUAGGCAGGCGCCUUCGGCUGGGUGGGCGCGGAGCUGGCCCCCGGCCCUUGGCUUCAGCAUCUUCACCUAGCUCGCCUUCCUCCGAAGUUGCGGAGGUGCCGGGAAGAGGAGGAGCCUCGCCUCGGGCGCCCGAGUGAUUGGCUGCCCAGGGCCCCUGGCGAAGGCUGUGUCGUCCAGCCCUGGUGGAGAGGGGCGGAGCGGCCACUGCUCCAACCACCGCCGCCACUGCCACAGUCGCAACCGCUGCAGCCUCGGUCGCCGGGCAAGUAGCUCCGAGCGGCUGCUUCCCGGUUGCCUCGACGAAGACAGGGGGCGCCGCGCUCCACUUGCUCCGCGCCCGAGCCAUGCCCGGCAGCCCUGUGUAACCACCGAGUCCCGGCCGCAGCCGACCGACCUAGUGUGCACCGUCCUUCGGCCGAGCUGAGCUUUCGUGCGCGCAACUCCCUCUGCCCCCGCCGGCCCCGCGCCACCAUGCCCCGGGCAACUGCACUUGGAGCCCUAGUGUCACUGCUGCUGCUGCUGCCGCUGCCUCGCGGCGCCGGGGGACUCGGGGAACGCCCGGACGCCACCGCAGACUACUCGGCGCUGGACGGCGAGGAGGGCACGGAGCAGCGGCUGGAGCAUUACCACGACCCUUGCAAAGCCGCUGUCUUUUGGGGAGACAUUGCCUUAGAUGAAGAUGACUUGAAGCUCUUUCACAUUGACAAAGUCAGAGACUGGACCAACCAGACAGUGGGGGCAACUGGACACAGCACAGGUGGGUUUGAAGAGCAGGCAUCUGAGAGCAGCCCAAAUGCCACAGCCACGGACACUGGCACCAAGGAAGCUGGAAAGGAUGGCCAGGAGAAUACCACACUCCUGCACAGCCCUGGGACCUCGCAUGCCACAGCUGAAACCUUCUCUCCCCGGGUCCGAAGAGCCACAACCUCAAGGACAGAGAGGAUAUGGCCUGGCGGAGUCAUCCCCUACGUCAUUGGAGGGAACUUCACUGGGAGCCAGAGGGCCAUUUUUAAGCAGGCCAUGAGACACUGGGAGAAGCACACCUGUGUGACCUUCAUAGAAAGGACCGACGAGGAAAGCUUUAUUGUAUUCAGUUACAGAACCUGUGGCUGUUGCUCCUAUGUUGGGCGCCGAGGAGGAGGCCCACAGGCCAUAUCCAUUGGGAAGAACUGUGACAAGUUUGGCAUUGUGGCUCACGAGCUGGGCCAUGUGGUUGGGUUUUGGCAUGAACACACCCGGCCAGACAGAGACCAACAUGUCACCAUCAUCAGGGAAAACAUCCAGCCAGGUCAGGAGUAUAAUUUCUUAAAAAUGGAAGCUGGGGAAGUGAGCUCUCUGGGAGAGACAUACGACUUUGACAGCAUCAUGCACUACGCCCGGAACACCUUCUCAAGAGGAGUUUUCUUGGACACCAUCCUCCCCCGUCGAGAUGACAAUGGCGUCAGGCCAACCAUUGGCCAGCGCGUGCGGCUCAGUCAGGGAGACAUAGCUCAAGCCCGGAAGCUGUACAAAUGCCCAGCGUGUGGGGAGACCCUGCAGGACACAACGGGAAACUUUUCUGCACCUGGUUUCCCAAAUGGGUACCCAUCUUACUCCCACUGCGUCUGGAGGAUCUCCGUCACCCCAGGGGAAAAGAUCGUCUUAAACUUCACAUCCAUGGAUUUAUUUAAAAGCCGGCUGUGCUGGUACGAUUACGUGGAGGUCCGGGAUGGUUACUGGAGAAAAGCCCCCCUUUUGGGCAGGUUUUGCGGCGAUAAGGUCCCAGAGCCCUUGGUCUCCACAGACAGCCGGCUCUGGGUGGAGUUUCGCAGCAGCAGCAACAUCUUGGGCAAAGGUUUCUUUGCAGUGUACGAAGCUACCUGCGGGGGAGACAUUAACAAAGAUGCCGGUCAGAUUCAAUCUCCCAACUAUCCGGAUGACUACAGACCUUCCAAGGAAUGUGUCUGGAGGAUUACGGUUUCGGAGGGGUUCCACGUGGGACUUACCUUCCAAGCUUUUGAGAUUGAAAGGCACGACAGCUGUGCAUAUGACUACCUGGAAAUCCGGGAUGGCCCCACGGAAGAGAGUGCCUUGAUCGGCCACUUUUGUGGCUAUGAAAAGCCGGAGGAUGUGAAAUCGAGCUCCAACAGACUGUGGAUGAAGUUUGUGUCCGAUGGCUCUAUCAAUAAAGCGGGCUUUGCGGCCAAUUUUUUCAAGGAGGUGGAUGAGUGUUCCUGGCCAGAUCACGGAGGGUGCGAGCAUCGCUGCAUGAACACGCUGGGCAGCUACAAGUGUGCCUGUGACCCUGGCUACGAGCUGGCCGCUGAUAAGAAGAUGUGUGAAGUGGCCUGUGGCGGUUUCAUUACCAAGCUGAAUGGAACCAUCACCAGCCCUGGGUGGCCGAAGGAGUAUCCCACAAACAAAAACUGUGUCUGGCAGGUGGUGGCCCCCGCUCAGUACCGGAUCUCCCUUCAGUUUGAAGUGUUUGAACUGGAAGGCAAUGACGUCUGUAAGUAUGACUUUGUGGAGGUGCGCAGCGGCCUGUCCCCCGACGCCAAGCUGCACGGCAAGUUCUGUGGCUCUGAGACACCCGAGGUCAUCACUUCGCAGAGCAACAACAUGCGUGUGGAGUUCAAGUCCGACAACACCGUCUCCAAGCGCGGCUUCAGGGCCCACUUCUUCUCAGACAAGGACGAGUGUGCCAAGGACAAUGGCGGGUGUCAGCACGAGUGCGUCAACACCUUUGGGAGCUACCUGUGCAGGUGCAGGAACGGCUACCGGCUCCACGAGAACGGGCAUGACUGCAAAGAGGCUGGCUGUGCACACAAGAUCAGCAGUGCAGAGGGGACCCUGGCGAGCCCCAACUGGCCUGACAAAUACCCCAGCCGGAGGGAGUGUACCUGGAACAUCUCUUCAACUGCAGGCCACAGGGUGAAACUCACCUUCAAUGAAUUUGAGAUCGAGCAGCACCAGGAAUGUGCCUAUGACCACCUGGAAAUGUACGACGGGCCCGACAGCCUGGCCCCCAUCCUGGGCCGUUUCUGCGGCAGUAAGAAACCAGACCCCAUGGUGGCUUCGGGCAGCAGUAUGUUUCUCAGGUUUUAUUCGGAUGCCUCAGUGCAGAGGAAAGGCUUCCAGGCAGUGCACAGCACAGAGUGCGGGGGCAGGCUGAAGGCUGAAGUGCAGACCAAAGAGCUCUAUUCCCAUGCCCAGUUUGGGGACAACAACUACCCGAGCCAGGCCCACUGCGACUGGGUGAUCGUGGCAGAGGACGGCUAUGGCGUGGAGCUGACAUUCCGGACCUUUGAGGUUGAGGAGGAGGCCGACUGCGGCUACGACUACAUGGAAGCCUACGACGGCUACGACAGCUCAGCGCCCAGGCUCGGCCGCUUCUGUGGCUCUGGGCCAUUAGAAGAAAUCUACUCUGCGGGAGAUUCCCUGAUGAUUCGAUUCCACACAGAUGACACCAUCAGCAAGAAAGGCUUCCAUGCCCGAUACACCAGCACCAAGUUCCAGGAUGCCCUGCACAUGAAGAAAUAGUGCUGAUGUUCUUGAAAGACAGAAACUGAGAAUGUUUUGUUUUUGUUUUCACAACAAUAGCACCUUGAAAAAUCUGCCCUAAAACAGUGUACAGUAUUUUUCUCAAACAAAAACUCAGAAUCCAGUCUUGGAGGUAUAUAUUUGAAUGAAAGUCACGUAAGCUUGGCCAACAAGGUGGAGAGAAAAUGUUCUUUUGAUUCUGUCUGCAAUGUUAUCACUCAUGAACUGUUAAGGAUUAGGAUUGAAGUCACUGACCAUUCAAGCUAUGGUUGUUCAUACCCAUUCUCCUUGUCCCUUGCUCCUAUGUGGCAAAAGGCCAGCCUUGGGGUUGGCCGUUCCUCUAAUCUGGACUUGCUUGCAAAGGUGCUGGGCUGUCUUCUGUCUAUGUUGGGCAUAAGGGAUGAAAGCUUGGCUGUGACUAACAUAUGGCUCACAGCUUUGGCUGGAAUCAUUUUCUUUCUCUCUGCCAGGGACACGUCAACCAAGAAACCUGAAAAUAUGGAUGGAUGUCAGGACUAAAAAAGGCAUCACAGUAAGCAGUGUGCACAGAGAAAGUUUCGAGUAUGAAAAUCAUUGUCAUGAAGUUAGGAGACCACGAAGCCAUUUCUCAGUCAUUCACACUCCUUGUCCCUUUGGUUUCCCCCACUCCCUAAUUGCAUUGGGGGCUAAGGCAUCCAUUAUGAAUACAGCAGUACAUUUGCUGGCGAGAGUCCCGUCUGCUGAGAAGACAAUACUGUGGCUCGUCCUGAAAUUUUUUCAUUCAUUGACUUUGAGAAGACUCCACCUGUGCUUGGAAUUCCAUGGGCUUCGAAGAACAUUUCUUCUUUUAGCUUUGGAGGCACUUGCCGUGGCACACCUGGACUCCUUGACAUCCAAUUCAAACUGCAUUUGCAAAAUGUGCAGAGACAUCUUAUGAGGGACCAAUUCAGGUCCCUUGUGGGGUGAACACUGUUGAGGACUGGUUAAUUAUAAGUUAUGUAAGAAUCAUCGCCUUGUGGAACAAGUCAAUCAGCGACUAGCUUCCUGUAGCCAAUCAGGUUAAAGAGUGCGUUGGUAACUUUGCUCUGAUUAACUAAUAUUCAAUCACCAACUUGCAAUCAGAAUUCACAACACUUGGCACUUGUUCUAGAGAAGUGUAGAGGAUGACGUUUACAUAAUUUUAGCACCUCAAGGUAUAAUUUAAACAGUGAGGUAGUUUUGAAUGGCAUUUCAUUAAGGCAUCUAUGGGCAUUAUGAGCUAAAAGCUGUGGUAUGUUAGCUUUAAAAGAGUAUUUAUGUUGGAAUAAUUUUUAAAUAAUGUUUACAUAACUGUAAGUCCUGUUUGGUUGGUGUUGAACGCAGGGCGGCACACGAGUGUUUUUGGUUAGAGCCAAGAGAGCUCCCAUGCGCCAGAAUUCCUUUGGGAUGAAUCAGCAUCAUUUUAGACAAAGUAUUUGUAAAAAGGUGAAAGGUUAUAUUUUUUACAGAUCAGAAUAUGGCACCAGAGGACUGUGUCUCAUUAAAGUGAUUGCUGGGAGCAAAAACUAGAAUGAUACAAGGAAAGGUCAGAGAAAUGCAUGGGAAUAUUUUUUCCUUAAAACAGAAAAAAAUUAAAGUAUUCUUAUUAAUAAUAUAUGUCUGUAUAUAUGUAUGUAUGUAAAAGAUCAGCUGUCAAAGCCUUAAUCAAUGCAGUGUGGAAAAUGCCAAUCCCUGGUCCUCGCUUUACUGUGGGCCCUGCAGGAUUGGCUCUCCAUUUCCUGCCUCUCCUUUCACCAAACUCUGUUUUCGCCUUUCCCGGCACUGGACUGAGGCUCAGCCUACACGCUCAUAUUGUGCAUAUGGCAGACCCUGCCCCACGUGCACUUCGAUACAGCAAAUGGAGCAGCUGACCUCGUGGCUCCAAUCCUACCUGCCUGUUAGGGUAGAUUCCAUUUCUCUAAUUUUUGUAUUUUCUGAGGUUUUUUGUGGUCUCAUCUUGUCUAUGAGAGUGGAAACUGGAACUGGGAUACCUAAGAUGACUGUUAAGGUUCUUUCUCCAAGAAAAUAAAAGUUCUGCAGUUUUAACCUUUAGAAGUGUAAGCAAGAUUAACAAAUUUCAUAGAAGAGUGGGAGAGAGUCAGAAACAGAGUUGGUGCUGCUCAGCAGGACAGUGAAACAAUGAUACUUCUUUUCAUCUCCUUAGCAUGAACAUUUUCAAAAACACACAGCUUCAACCAUUGUCACCAUAUGGCCAAUUUGCAACAAUGGGACUCUUAUGAAAAACCUUUAUUUAGGCCUUCUGUGUGACGUAUCCGCAGAAAAGACAAGCUCUGAUUCAGCUGGGGCUAGCUCCUCUGGAAGCCCACACUUGUGGGGACUUGGGCAUGACACGGGUUCUUGCAAAGAAACUUGAGCUGGCUUCACUAGAGAGAGUCCAUUCAGCAGAAAGACCCAGGCCUCUGCCUUGGUGCUUCCAAUUGCUCAGUGACCUGCCUGCAAGCAUCCCCAGAAGCAAACAGUAGAGGUAGAAGAUACCGCUGCAGCCUGCUUUGUGCUUUAAUUGGGUACCAAGCUUUGGGGAUGACACUGAGUUGCAAAAGUAGUUUCAGUUCAGAGAAUUGUCUUAGGACAACAGGCUAAUGAAGGAUUUGGGGUCUGGGUUUUUAGCCUGGCUCAGUUCUAGUGUAACCUAGUCUAGCAAAAGCUAAGCCUGGAUUGCAGGGCAGGAAAAAAUCUGGAAUUAACUUUAGCCAGUAGAAUUUCUUCAAACAGAGAAAGAGAGGCUGUUCAUUGAUCCACUAUUCCCUCUAUUUUCCUCUAAGGUAAAUAUUUAGAGGUAUUUACCUGUAAGGUGAAGUUUCCCCCCUAUUUCUGUUUUACAAUUUCUCUCUAAAGCAAGCUUGUCCAACCCAUGGCCCAGGACAGCUUUGAAUGUGGCCCGACACAAAUUCGUAAACUUUUUUAGAAAUAUUGUGAGAUUCUUUUUGUGACUUUUUUUCUCAUCAGCUAUCGUUAGUGUUAGUGUAUUUUAUGCAUGGCCCAAGAUAAUUCUUCCAGUGUGGCCCAGGGAAGCCAAAAGAUUGGACACCCCUGCUGUAAAGUUUCAUAUCACUCACAAAUUGCUCAGCUGAUUGAAAUAAUUUGUAAAAUCCUGCUAACUAGCAAAUUCACAGUGAGUUUUCCUGUUGAUUGGGUCCCUUUGAUAACUUCCAGAUUGAUAUUGUUAGCGUUCCAUUUGUGAAUGAAUGUUCCUUGGGCUUUAGCAGAUGUUUUUAAAGUUUCUUUUGUAGACUGAACUUCUGAACAUCAAUCCCAAAUGCCUAAAAGUUUUCUUUUUAAAAAGGAAAACUGUUUAAAGUAUUGUAUGUAAACAUAUGGGUAUUUUUUAUUUUGUGUAAUUUUACAUUUCAUGAAAUGAUGUCAGUUUCAAAGAGAAAGUGGAGAGGACCUAACAUAUGUCUCUACCUAGAAAGGAUGGUUUCAUUAAAGAAUAUGGAUUUAUUGAUGUG
Molecule: messenger RNA, 13028 nt
Organism: Chlorocebus sabaeus (green monkey)
Lineage: Eukaryota; Metazoa; Chordata; Mammalia; Primates; Cercopithecidae
Gene: TLL2
Product: tolloid like 2
Biological process (GO): proteolysis
Molecular function (GO): metalloendopeptidase activity; zinc ion binding; calcium ion binding
Source: RefSeq, a predicted model, not a curated record